Messenger RNA from Ophidiomyces ophidiicola, 537 nucleotides. RefSeq names its product putative inactive serine protease 37 (gene PRSS37). The record is from RefSeq and is a predicted model, not a curated record. Gene Ontology annotation, biological process: proteolysis. NCBI's taxonomy places the organism in Eukaryota, Fungi, Ascomycota, Eurotiomycetes, Onygenales, Onygenaceae. Bases 1 to 537 code for a protein of 178 amino acids. The transcript has 4 exons. Gene Ontology annotation, molecular function: serine-type endopeptidase activity.
AUGGUUUCCUUGGCUAGGGGCACCGCCCAUGUCUGUGGAGGAGUUCUGAUAGAUGAUAAGACUGUUGUCACAGCAAAGCACUGCGUCACUGGAGGUCUAAUCCCAGACAUAGCCCAUGUUGCAGCUUUAGAAAGAGUUGAUUUGGCAGUUUUGCAUCUGGAACAAUCCUUUCCAAAAGGCAAACAAGACGGGCAUGAUAUUGAUCAUGCCGAGUUACCAGCUCAAGGAUCCACUCCCGAAAUUGGUGAAGUUGGUUUGGUUGCAGGCUGGGGUGUGGUUGAAAGCAAAAAAAGACCUACCAGACUGUGGUUUGCCCAACUCACUGUCAACGAAGAAGAUUGCCUGACACAACCAGAAAUUCCUCGAACAUACUUUUGUAUGGACUCCGAAAGAUCAUCCACCUGCAAAGGAGACAGUGGAAGCCCAGAAUUUCGUCAUGGAUCGCGCGUUGUGAUAGGUGUUAAUGGAUCCGGGAGAACAGAUCAAAAUGAAUGUGAAGGGGAAGAAGGUGGAGACAUGAGUGAAUUGAUCUGGUAG